This is a messenger RNA of Dracunculus medinensis (Guinea worm), 504 nucleotides long. NCBI's taxonomy places the organism in Eukaryota, Metazoa, Nematoda, Chromadorea, Rhabditida, Dracunculidae. The record is from the annotation of a GenBank genome assembly.
AUGCUAAAUGGACAGGCAAAAGACGAUAUUACAACUCGGAUCACGGCAGCUAGAAAUGCGUUCUUCCGGUUAACGAAACCUUUAUGGAAUCGUCGUGAAAUCAUCAUAAAAACGAAAAUCCGCAUCUAUAAUGCAGUGAUCCGUUCGAUCUUACUAUAUGGUUCUGAGACAUGGCCAAUGAGAGUGGAGGAUAUUAAGAAGUUAUCUGCCUUUGACCAUUCUUGUCUAAGGUACGUAUUACGGAUCCGAGCGGAUAAGAUAUCACAAGAUCGCAUCCAUCUUCGUUCAAAUAACACUUGCAUAAAUAAUGUCAUAGAACGCCGCCUUCGCUGGUUAGGGCACAUUCUCCGUCGUCCACCACAGGAUUUGAAGCAUAUUUCGUUAUUUGCUAAACUGUGUGAUGGUUGGCGUCAAAAGCGAGGUGUUCCAAUCAAGACUUGGACUGAUACGGUGAGAAAAGAUUUUGAACGUAUAGGUGGACCAGUAAUAUAUGGACUUAGAUGA